Molecule: messenger RNA, 348 nt
Organism: Thermothielavioides terrestris NRRL 8126
Lineage: Eukaryota; Fungi; Ascomycota; Sordariomycetes; Sordariales; Chaetomiaceae
Exons: 1
Source: RefSeq, a predicted model, not a curated record
CCCCGUUCCCCUGCUGUGUCCCACGCCCCGGUGUGUUCUUGCUGCUUAGCAUACCAGGCCGUGAAGAGCAGAGAACGCGUCCGGCAGGCCCUAGUUCUGGUUCAGGACCAUGCCACCACCAUCACUGAGCGGUCCUCCCGGGCCAGGUUCGAAAGCAUCAUCACGGGGCUGGCUGAGGUGUGCAUCCUGUUCGACGAUGCAGAGCGCCUGCUUGUGCGAACGAGCAGCAGUUCCUUUCCCGUUGAAGGCAAACGCUCUGCGUCGGAGCUCGUGGACAUCAUCCUGGCGGCCGCGGCGAAGAAGCUCGAUUGGUUGAACGAUGCUUUCCAGGAAGCACGGAGAGAUCAA